UUUAGGUUUUGCCUGUACAGAGAGAACACCCCUGUGCUCCUGAACCCUACUGAUGAGGGUGCAGUCAACAAGUCAAAACCGCCGGGGGCAAGGGACUGGCUCUUCUGCACGCGCGGAGGCGCCGGACUCCGCGGUUAGUGCGCGCCAGCCGCAGCAGCAGCCCCUCGACGCCGCACUCUGCCUCGGGCUCCCGACGUGGCAGCUGCCCGCAGGCCUGGUAAGCCGGGCUGGGCCCGCACCUUGGGGCCCAGCACCCAGCCUGUAGACCAGAGCGUGCAAGCCCAGGAGUCCCCGCCAGGAUGCCCGCCGCGCGCGCUCCGCGUGGACAGGGACUUCCCCGCCUCGCCAGGAGCGGCCCUAACCGAGACUGCAUCCGGCCUCGGGGCCGCGCCAGAAUGACCCGUCGGGCGCCCGCCGCCCGCCUGCACAGCCACCACGCCCCUGCGAGCUUGGUGGAGGGGACACUUGCGGAGCUGCCGCCCCCGCGUCCUCGCUCCCCCGGGCUCAGUUGCCCACAGGCACAAGGCAACCGGCUGCCCUCGCCGCCCGGGCUGGGAGCCGGUGCGGCCACCGAGCGGCGCGCGUCCCCUACAUCCGCGGCCGGCGCCGACCCUUCUCCCCACCUCCCGGCCCUGGGUCGGCCCGGGCCGGCGCUGGCCACUGGCACCGCCGCGGCCCUCGGCCCACCCCCAGGCUAGCGCCUGGG
Molecule: messenger RNA, 706 nt
Organism: Manis javanica (Malayan pangolin)
Lineage: Eukaryota; Metazoa; Chordata; Mammalia; Pholidota; Manidae
Source: RefSeq, a predicted model, not a curated record